Messenger RNA from Bursaphelenchus xylophilus (pine wood nematode), 1914 nucleotides. Lineage: Eukaryota; Metazoa; Nematoda; Chromadorea; Rhabditida; Aphelenchoididae. The record is from the annotation of a GenBank genome assembly.
AUGAACGGCGAAUGCUCGAAGGAACCUGAAAAUGAUGUUGAGGCCGAGGUUGAGGUCAUUUCCGAAGUUUUGAGUGCCAUGUUAUAUUAUGAACGACACGCGGCUGCGAAAUUCCGGCGACAAGCCAAAGCUUUGAAGUAAGUUGAUUUGAUUAUUGUUUUUGGUGUUUAGAUUGACGAGUCGGAUAGAAUGAAGGUUGUUAUGUAGUUUGCCAGCGAAAAGUUUCGAAUUUUUUUUUUGAUCUGGAUGGUACAACAAAAAUUGAGUUUUUUCCUCGGAAGAUGGUAAAAUAGCUGUAAGCCAGUAUGAUAUAGCUGUGUGUUGGUCUGGCGCUCCGCUGCGUUCUAUUUUGGCCCUGUCGAAGUUGUUUCAACCUGGUUUAAUAUCUAAAUUUUACUUUUAUCCAUGAAAAUAAUAUUGUUUUUGAAAAUUUUGGCCCGAAAACUUUUCUUUCUAGUGUAUUUGGUAGAAAUUUAGUUGACGUUAGUUGUCAGGUUCCUAUUAGAGUACAACUGAUCAGCAGUGGACAAGCUGUAGCAUAUUUCCUCUCAAAACUUUGAUUUGAUACCUAAAAUAAUUAAAAAUUCUAAAAUAUUUGACAAAAUCCCUCUUUUAGGAGUCUAGACGAUGCCGACCGCAAAGCUCUCACCCCAACACUCUCCUCGCACUUCAGGGAGGCGUUGCGUUGCGCCGCGGAGAAUCAGAAAUUCUUGGAUCAGAUAAUAAACUGUGGACGAGUGAUCUUCGACGACAAUUCCAAUUAUAUCAAAGCCAUGGACGGUCUGAAUCAUGGGAAAGUCCCAUCCGAGCAUUACAUGAGCAAAGCGCGGAGCACAUUGAGGCAAAUUGUGCGGGAUUGGAGCGAAGAAGGGAGGCCGGAGCGUGAAUCUUGUUAUAAUCGAGUACUAGAGGCGAUGAGGGAAAUUUACCCUGAAAAACAUGAGCGAUACGAUGUGAAGAGCUUGGUUUGUGGAUCCGGUUUGGCUAGGCUGAAUUGGGAGCUGUUGAAGGAUGGGUUUUCGGUGACUGGAAACGAAUUCUCUUAUUUUAUGAUUUUGGCAUCCAAUUUUAUGCUAAAUGCGUGUAAAGAGGUGAGUAUUUUUGCUUUUUUGUGUCUUUGACUUUUAGGUAAUGGCAGAAUAAGCCUUGUUGAAGGUCUGGCAGCUGUUUCGAUGCUUGAUUUUGCAAAAAAAAAAUAUUUUUUUCCCGAAAAUGAUGAAAAUUUUAAAUUCUUACCUAAAAUGAUAUUAAAAUACGAAGUUGGUUAUUUCAAAUUUAAUUUUUUCUUGUCAGAUUGCUUUUUUUAUGAGAACAAGUCCAUCUUUUCAUCAAAAUCCCUUUUUUCGACAUCAUCUAUAUUAUCCAUGACCUCCUUUCAGAAGGAGCAAUUCACAAUCUACCCCUACCUCCUCGACUUUUCCAAUUGCUGGUCGUAUUCGGAUGCCCUUAGGCCGGUAAAGAUCCCCGACAUCGACCCCUCUUCACAAUUGGACAACACUUCCCGGCCAAACUCUUUUUCCAUGUGCGCCGGCGAUUUUGUAACCGCCUUUGAGGGUUACGAGCAAAUUUUCGACACCGUAAUCACUGUGUUUUUCAUCGACACAGCCGUGAACCCAUUCAAGUACAUCCAGACCAUCAAACGGUUGCUGAAACCGGGCGGAAGAUGGAUCAAUUUCGGCCCAUUGACCUAUCACUUCGAGGACAGCGAGGAGGAUUCGAUCGAAUUGCCUUUUGACCUGCUGCUCGAACAGAUCAAACGGUACGGAUUUGAGAUGGAAAUAGUGGAAGAGAAUAGGGAUAAACCAAGCUACUACACGAAGAACCCAUGGUCAAUGCUCGGCUACCAAUAUUUAUGCGGGUUUUUCCAGGCCCGCCUACCUGUUGCCAUGGAGAAGAAAGAAGAUGAGAAAAUAG